Xenopus tropicalis (tropical clawed frog) is the source of this 1396-nucleotide messenger RNA. RefSeq lists its product as uncharacterized. The record is from RefSeq and is a predicted model, not a curated record. The coding region runs from base 379 to 1284 and encodes 301 amino acids. Lineage: Eukaryota; Metazoa; Chordata; Amphibia; Anura; Pipidae. The transcript has 2 exons.
ACAAACAAUUCAAAGUAAUUCUCAUAAAGGGGAAUGGAAGAUAAUUUAAGCAGAUUUGGCUUCUGUCUUCAGCUACUACCACAUACAGAGUGGGCAAAGUGCUCAAAAUUGCCCGAUGGAAUGACAAAACCUUUUCAUUCCUUCUCUCCAUCCAGAAUAGAAGAGUGUACCCUUUGACUUAUACACUAUAUAUGUCGUCAAAGAUUCUUUUGUUAUUUAUCCUUUGAAAUAUUUGUCCUAAAUGAAUGUCCUUAAUUCGGUGAUUGUUGUAGUUAAAAACAGUUUAUCUGGGUUCUUCAUUCUGAUAAUUUUCAUUUAAUAACAGAAAAAAGGGUUUCUCUGCUACAAAGUGAUGCAAAUGAACAGUCAGGUCAAUGCAUGGACAAAAGUGACAGUUGCAAAGCAACUCCAAAAAGGAGGAAAAAGAGGUUUUCUGACAGGGAAGACCAUGCUCUUGUAGAUGAAAUUGUGGCUCAUCAUGGGGAACUCUUUGGGAAAACCACAUGCAAUGCGUUGAGAAGAGCUUUAAUCUGGGAAAGUGUGGCGAAAAAAGUCAAUGAUGCUGGUGAAACAAAACGUUCAGUGAUGGAAUGCAAAAAGAGAUGGAGUGACUACAAAAGGAAAGUUAAACGCACCAUUAACCAUUUCAAGAUGAAUGCUUCUGUGACUGGUAUUUUGGAGCCACUAGACAGCUUUUUAUCAGGGAGGCAGAUGCAUGUUGCCCACAUCUUUCAUUUGAAUUCAGACGAUCAAAAUGCGAUUCAGAUUUUAUCUGACACGUCAUAUUUAGAUGAAGCACCAGAUGGUCACAAGUGUCAGUAUGUCAAUGAAAAUUCCAUGGAUGUAGUGGAUCUUCUCUCAAUCUCAAGUAUGAACAGUGAUCACCAAGAUAAUUUUCCUUUAUCACAGCCCUGUGACAUAGGUCAGUCUUCUAAGACAUCUCAGUGGCAUAUUGGUGCUCAGUCUCCUCCAAUUACAUGUAAAGCAUCUUUGCUGGGGCUUUCAGACUUAGAAUUGAAGUUGGACAGCUUAAUUGAACAACAAACAAAAACAAAUGAAAUCUUACAGUGUAUACAAAAGGACAUUGGUAUAUUACUUAGCCUACAAAGGAAAAUGAAUUGGCUUCUAAGAAACAACUUCACAGAGCUGCAACGGUCUAUCAUGUUCAUUGAGAAAAUGUUAAAAGACCAGGAAAACUAUUUGGAACUCUCGCUACAAAGAAUCCAUAGAAAGCUAGAGGGGAUGAACUGCAUUCUCCGUGAAAGCAAAUUGCAAGGCACAUAACCAGGAAGACUGCAACUCUCUUCAACAAAUAGCAUAAUAUUUGCUUUAAAGGAGAAUGCAAGUCAAAAUAUAAAAAGCAUACUGCCCAAUAGCCCUCCUAUUGUUUAGUAAA